UAAACCCUUCGCUCCAGCGCUAUAAAUAUCCGUCCAGUGCCUCUUCUCUUAGUCUUUUCGUGGUCCUUCCAUCGCCUCUCGAAGCCACGGUCGAGGGCUUUCGAUCUCCCCUCUACUUCCCCCUCCCUUUCUCCUUUAGAAACCCUAGGAAUUCCUUUGUUCCUCUCACCCCCUUCAACCCUAGCCUAGGGUUCCCCGUUUUCUUCUUUAUUUUUCUUGCAGAAGCUCGAACCGUCUCCAAACCCUAAUCCGCUGUCUCUGGACUUGAAGAAUGGGUGAAGCAAGGGAAAACGAUGCUUACGAGGAGGAGCUUCUUGACUACGAAGAGGACGAGGAGAAGGCCUCUGACGCCGUUGCGGCCAAGGGUGCUAACGAGACGGCGAAGAAGGGAUAUGUUGGAAUUCAUAGUUCUGGAUUCAGAGACUUCCUGUUGAAGCCAGAGCUUCUCCGGGCAAUCGUAGAUUCAGGGUUUGAGCAUCCUUCUGAAGUACAACAUGAGUGCAUCCCUCAAGCUAUUUUGGGAAUGGAUGUUAUCUGUCAAGCAAAGUCUGGGAUGGGGAAGACUGCUGUUUUUGUUCUCUCAACACUUCAGCAAAUCGAGCCUGUUUCAGGCCAGGUUGCUGCACUUGUUUUGUGCCAUACGAGAGAGUUAGCUUACCAGAUUUGCCACGAGUUUGAGAGGUUCAGCACGUACUUGCCCGAUAUUAAAGUUGCUGUGUUCUAUGGAGGAGUUCACAUUGCAAAACACAAGGAUAUACUGAAGAAUGAGUGUCCUCACAUCGUAGUUGGGACACCAGGAAGAAUACUGGCACUUGCUCGGGAUAAGGAUCUUUCUUUGAAGAAUGUGAGGCAUUUCAUUCUUGAUGAAUGCGACAAGAUGCUUGAGUCACUUGACAUGCGGAGAGAUGUGCAGGAGAUUUUCAAAAUGACACCUCAUGAUAAGCAAGUCAUGAUGUUUUCAGCGACUCUCAGCAAGGAGAUCCGUCCUGUUUGCAAGAGAUUUAUGCAAGAUCCAAUGGAAAUAUAUGUGGACGAUGAGGCCAAACUUACCCUGCAUGGUUUAGUACAGCACUACAUCAAACUGAGCGAGUUGGAAAAGAACCGAAAGUUGAAUGAUCUUUUGGAUGCGCUGGACUUCAAUCAGGUUGUGAUCUUUGUCAAAAGUGUCAACAGAGCCGCAGAGCUGAACAAGUUGCUGGUGGAAUGCAACUUUCCAUCAAUCUGCAUCCACUCUGGAAUGUCGCAGGAAGAGAGAUUGAUGAGGUACAAGGGCUUCAAAGAAGGGCACAAGAGAAUUCUCGUUGCUACUGAUUUGGUUGGCAGAGGGAUUGACAUUGAGCGUGUGAACAUUGUAAUCAAUUAUGACAUGCCAGAUUCUGCUGACACAUACUUGCACAGGGUUGGCAGAGCUGGUCGAUUUGGAACCAAGGGACUUGCUAUUACAUUUGUCUCAUCUGCCUCUGACUCAGAUGUUCUUAAUCAGGUUCAAGAGAGGUUUGAGGUGGACAUAAAGGAGCUGCCAGAGCAAAUUGAUACCUCCACAUACAUGCCAUCGUGACGGCCCUGGCAAUGUACUUUUGUACACUCAAUAAAUCAGACCAAUACUUUAAUGAGCGUAUGGGUGAAUGUGAUGUAAAGGACGGACUAUUUUGUUGAUUGCAGCGCCAGGUAUUAGUUUUGGAUGAUCGUUUGUGAGUGAUGGUACUUGAAUAGACCAUUCCAACAGUAGUUGCUUAUGAGUAGAUUGAUGGUGACCCCCUAUUGGAUCCAGCUUAUAUAUGGAAGAGGAUAUGUAUGUGAUAAUGCGUUAUGAUCUUUAUAAAUCGUCUGGUAGUAUUUAUGCUAUUUCUGUCUGUCUGAUUUUUCUC
This is a messenger RNA of Elaeis guineensis (African oil palm), 1868 nucleotides long. Its product is annotated as DEAD-box ATP-dependent RNA helicase 15. The record is from RefSeq and is a predicted model, not a curated record. Gene Ontology annotation, molecular function: ATP binding; nucleic acid binding; RNA helicase activity. Lineage: Eukaryota; Viridiplantae; Streptophyta; Magnoliopsida; Arecales; Arecaceae.